Molecule: messenger RNA, 2323 nt
Organism: Coregonus clupeaformis (lake whitefish)
Lineage: Eukaryota; Metazoa; Chordata; Actinopteri; Salmoniformes; Salmonidae
Product: transmembrane protein 178B-like
Exons: 4
Coding region: 513-1424 (303 amino acids)
Cellular component (GO): membrane
Source: RefSeq, a predicted model, not a curated record
CCUAAAACUAUUCUGUUAGAAUGUACUGUAAACGGUAUCUCUUCCUUUAUUUAUUUGACUAUAUGGACAGUGAAUAGUAUUGUGUUGGCUGAUGCAUUAUUAUAAAAAUGUUUGCUCUGUCUCCAUCUGCUGGCAUCGACUAGUGGACUCGCUAAUAAAUCCCUCGAGCAAUAUUGGGCAGACCUACAGCAAGAGAGAAAGGAACCAAAAUACAGGCCCGUCCUGAUAUCAUCACCGAAUGUUUUUUUUUUUUUUAUAACGUAAUGUUUACUGCUAUUUGGUCGUACUGGGACAAUUAACGAUAGUGUUUGUGAUCUGUCGUCAAUAAUGGCCUAGGAAUAUAUCAUUACACGGUCAUCACAGUAUUAUCAGCUUGAUGCUGCGGCAGAGAGCGACCACAUUCCCCCGCACGAGCCAUUGAUUGCUGUCCCGCGGAAGGAAUUAUCCAGGCAGCUGGCACGAGAGAGGAACCGGAGGAAUCUCUUCUUAUACCGCGUGCAGCUGGGAACAUCAUGUCUGCUAUGAGGACAUUGACGGCUGCGGGGCUAUCUUUGUCUUUUUGCGCCUUGGGACUCAUAGCAGUCGCAAUAUGUACUGACAAUUGGUACGAGACGGAUGCGAGGAGGCACAAGGAACGUUGUAAGAAUUAUUCCAACAAAAGAAACGACCCUGGAUUCAUCUAUAUCUCCAACCAGAACCUCCCACUCCGUAUGCUACCGAAGGAGAAUAACGUGGAGAGGAAGGGGUCGAGUGGGGGAGUCCUCCUGCGGGCUAAGCGGCACUUUUUGCCCCCUGCCCCGGCCAUGGAGUCCCUCUGCAGUCGGCAGUACAACUCCACAAUCUCCGGGCUGUGGAGGAAAUGUCAUCGAGAGGGAUUCGACCUGGAGACGGAGGAUCUCAUCUUUAAAGGUUUGGUUCAGCGCUGCACACCAAUAAAAUACUACUACUCCUCUUUAGCCCUCCCCAGAAAUCUGAACAUCAAUAUAACCAAGACUAUUCGUCAGGAUGAGUGGCAUGCGCUCCACCUGCAGAGAAUGACAGCCAGUUUCAUCGGCAUGGCUGUGUCCAUCAUCCUGUUUGGCUGGGUGAUUGGAGCUCUGGGUUGUUGUAAGCAGCAUGACCUGAUGCAGUACGUAGCUGGACUCCUGUUUCUCAUGGGAGGAACAUGCUGUAUCAUCUCUCUGUGUACAUGUGUAUCAGGGAUCAACUUUGAACUGUCCCGUUAUCCUCGCUACAUGUAUGGGAUCCCAGAAGACAUCAGUCAUGGUUAUGGUUGGUCCAUGUUCUGCGCAUGGGGUGGCCUAGGUCUCACCCUAUUGGCCGGCUUCCUGUGCACCCUGGCUCCUUCCCUCUACCCACCCGUCCCUCACACUAUGGUAGAGAGGCCGCAACGCAAGCCCCGACAUGAGAACGGCUGUGUGUGACACCAUAGAAAUAAAGUACUAUUUGAGUUGAACACAGGAGUGUGUGGUGUGUGUGUGAUCAGUGUCUGCCAGACUUUCCAGUGACAGGACUCUCAUCCCACCUAAGUCUUGUUUCUUCUCCGGAAAGAGAUGCUUUUCUGUUCUGACUGGACGGGGGACGUUACCCAGGGACUAAGAUCUGUCAGAAACACAGCACUGACUGCACAAAGAAAGAAACAGACGGAAAGACAUUGGCUCUGGCUCUUCAGCUUGAGGGGAAUAUGUUGGGGUCAGAUGGUGACUGUUUACUGAAGAGGAAUUCACUUCUUCUUUUCUUCGGUCCUCCUCUUCCUCAACCCCCAAAAUGUCAACAGUUACAGAAUGAUCUUUUUGUCCAAUAAUGAAUUGUUCAGUGUUAUUGCUUGCUAUUAAAAGAGGAGAGAAGUUACUCUCCUAAAUAUCUUCCUGUACCUUUGACCUUUGAUGCUGGUUCUAAAAAACAAAAGGAACACAGAAGAACAAUGAUAGCACCAACUUUAAGGGAUGAAUUCUAACUUCCACUUAAGUGUAUCUUUCACUUACUCUACCAUUGACAUCAAUGCAUGGCCAAGUGAAAGUGCAAGUUAGGAUAUACCCCUAAGCUAAGUUGUAAUAAAUUAAAAUAAUAUGGAUGUGUAUUCUCACAUUUUCAAAGAGCAAUCGUGUGGUAGUUUUUACUGUAUGUACCGAUUGAAAACAAAAUAAUAUGUAAAUGUCGAUUUAGAAAAUGUAUGUAUGCAGGUUUGCUUUUGUGUGUAUUAAAAAAAACAAAAAAAACAUGAGCAUUAAGAUACACGAUUGUAUUUGAUGGGAAAUGUUUUGAUGUUCUUGAAGUUUUACUGAUCAUGAUAGCGCCAUCAAGAUAUUUUGGAAAAUAAAAU